Culex quinquefasciatus (southern house mosquito) is the source of this 1843-nucleotide messenger RNA. RefSeq lists its product as uncharacterized. Lineage: Eukaryota; Metazoa; Arthropoda; Insecta; Diptera; Culicidae. The record is from RefSeq and is a predicted model, not a curated record.
ACCAUAACACAAGAAAUCGCAAGGAAAAGAAGCGAUACUUUUUCUUCCAAUCCGGCAGUCGUGCAAAAGACGUUCACUUACUCACUCACUUGCCGGGAUUUUUUCUUGCUUCUUUGCUCGAUAAGCUGCCGAUUUUUGCUACAGGUGUGCCAUUAUCGUGCUGUCCAGUUCAGUUUUUAGUUUCUGCAAAGUUCGUCAGUGCCUUCUGUUUGUUCGGCUGUGCUUCCGCGUUAUUUUCCAUUUCUUUCUAUUUAAGUGUUACUUGUUACAACAUAAUCCAAUUUUGUUACGGUUUUGCGAGUCUGUUUUGCAAUUGUGAUAAGUUUAAGAAAUUUAAAGUCGACAAACCCCUCCAAUCAUCAUGUCCAAGCCGAAGGUGUUGAUCCUGGGAGGCUGCGGUUUCAUCGGUCGCCACCUGGUCGACUACCUCGUGACGAAUGAGCUCGCGUCGAAGGUCAAAGUCGUGGACAAAACCCCGCAGAUGGCCUGGCUGAACCGGCGACACACGGCGGCCUUCGCCAGUCCGGUGGUGGAGUUUUGCAGCGGAAACCUGAUCAACGCCGCGUCCUGCCAGAACGCGUUCAAAAUCGAGUCCGAGGAUGGCUCGAGUUGGGACUUUGUGGUCAACUGUGCUGCGGAGACGAAACCUGGCCAAACGGAUCCGGUUUAUCAGGAGGGCAUUUUGAAGCUGGCGCUGAACUGUGCCAAUGAGGCUACCAAGUGCCGUUGCAAGAGGUUCAUUGAGUUGAGCACGGGAAGCAUGUGCUCGAGCGAGAAGGUGCCCCAGAAAGAGGACUGCCCGGUCGAGCCGUGGACCAUGGUGGGCAAGUACAAGGCCCAGACGGAGCGGGAGCUGGGCAAGGUGGAGGGGCUUAGCUAUACGAUUCUGCGAUUGCCGAUCUGCUACGGGACCGGAGACCGGAAGGGACUUACUCCCCGCAUCAUCAUCUCCGGCAUCUACAAGUAUCUCAACGAAACCAUGAAACUGCUGUGGACUGGUUCGAUGAAGAUGAACGUGGUCCACGUGGACGACGUGUGCGCCGCCCUGUGGGAACUGGCCCACAACGAGCAAGCCGCUGGGCAGAUCGUCAACAUCUGCGACGACAGCGGAGCCACCCAGGAGACCAUAACCGACCUGCUCGCGGAAAUCUUCUCCAUCAAAACCGACUACUGGGGCGUCGUGAUGUCCAGCAUGACCAAAACGGACAUGGCCGGCGCAAUCGAGGAGGUCAACGACAAGCACCUGGGACCGUGGGCGGAACUGUGCCAGCUGGACGGGGUGCUCAACACUCCGCUGACGCCGUACAUGGACCAGGAGCUGCUGCUCCACAAGCAUCUCAAUCUGGACAACGGCAAGCUCAAGGGCUACGGCUACCAGCUGCGACGUCCGAAGAUUACGCGCGAAAGUUUGGAGGAAAUUGCGCGCGACUUUGUCGAGUCUAACUACUUCCCCAAGUCGCUGCUGGAGUCGUAAGAGGGGAGUGUCUUGGAGAGCAUCGUUGAACAUCACAGGAAACCUAAUUGCUCAAUAUUGUAACGUGGAAUAAUGUGAUCUCGGAUUCGCAAUUGAGGGAAGAAAAAAACAUUAAUCUUAAAUAAAAUGCUACUUAGUGAAAGAAACAACGAUAUUAGGUGAGACAACACGGAAGAGAAGUCGAGGAUAAGAGAGCCAGAAAACAACAGCAAUUGAUAUGUGAAACUUACUAGUGAUCAACUAUAUUCCUUAUGAUGAAGAAGAUAAAUGAGAUGAAACUAUGUACUAAAGACGUACUUUAAAAAGUGUAGACAAUGUGCCUAAACGUGAAACAGUAACUAAUCUUAGGACUAUUAAAUUUGAAAUAAA